AUGGGUCAAAUAUUGUCCAAUCCAAUUAUCGAUAAAGAGCAUCAUUCGGGCACAGACUGUUUGACAGCAUUUGGGUUGUGUGCUAUGCAAGGGUGGCGUAUGUCAAUGGAAGACGCUCACAUUGUUGAACCCAAUCUUUUCGCCGAAUCUGACGAAGAUCAUUUGGCGUUUUAUGGUAUAUUCGACGGUCAUGGUGGCUCUUCUGUAGCUGAAUUUUGUGGUUCUAAAUUGAUAUCUAUACUGAAGGAACAAGAAAGUUUCAAGAAGGGUAUAUUAGACCAGUGUUUAAUCGAUACGUUUUUGGCUACCGAUGUUGAGCUGUUGAAAGAUGAAAAAAUGAAAGACGAUCAUAGUGGUUGCACUGCCACAGUGAUUUUGAUAUCCCAAUUAAAAAAGCUUUUGGUCUGUGCUAAUUCUGGUGACAGCAGGACUGUUUUGUCUACCAGCGGGAACAGCAAAGCAAUGUCUUUUGACCAUAAACCAACGUUGAUAAGUGAAAAAUCUCGUAUUAUGGCUGCUGAUGGUUUUGUUGAGAUGGAUCGUGUUAACGGUAAUUUGGCCUUAUCAAGAGCCAUCGGUGAUUUUGAAUUCAAAUCGAACACUAAGUUAGGACCUCAUGAACAAGUGGUUACAUGUGUUCCCGAUAUCAUCAAACACAAUUUGAACUAUGAUGAAGACGAAUUCGUUAUCUUAGCCUGUGAUGGUAUCUGGGAUUGUUUAACCUCUCAAGAGUGUGUUGAUUUAGUUCAUUAUGGUAUAAGCCAAGGUGAUAUGACUUUAAGUGAUAUUUCAUCCAGAAUCGUGGAUGUUUGUUGUUCACCCACCACCGAGGGCUCAGGUAUCGGUUGUGAUAAUAUGAGUAUCUCCAUUGUUGCGCUACUAAAGGAAGACGAAUCAGAGACUCAAUGGUUUGAACGUAUAAGAUCCAAGAAUUACAAUAUUCAUACAUCAUUUGUUCAAAGAAGGAAAAACAUCUUCGAUUUCCAUGACUUUUCGGAUAAUGAUGAGGAGGUAUUUGCGGUCACCACCAAGAAAUUGCAAGACCGUCUAAACCAUCACAGAGAUAAUGAUGAUAUGGAGAUCGACGAUCUUGAUACCGAGUUAGGCAGUAGCGCCGCUCCAUCAAAAUUAACUGGUAAAGAUAGGUCUGGUCCCAUUGAUUUAUUUUCAUUAGAAGCUCUACUAGAAGCCGGGAUCCAAAUAAGACAAAGGCCAAGCUCUGAUAGCGAUGGUAAUGCUUCAUAUUUCCAUGGUGCUUCUUUAUCAGACAUGUUAGCCUCCUUGAGCAAUGCUGCUGCUGGAGAAACAGGUCCUGAAGACGCUGAUGAAAACGACGAUAACGACAGCGAAGACAAUAAAAAUGGAAAUGGAAAGAAGAAUUCCAAAUUUGAAGAAAUUGAAUGA
Messenger RNA from Saccharomyces eubayanus, 1404 nucleotides. It is a transcript of the gene PTC3, whose product is annotated as type 2C protein phosphatase PTC3. The transcript has a single exon. Bases 1 to 1404 code for a protein of 467 amino acids. Gene Ontology annotation, biological process: protein dephosphorylation. The record is from RefSeq and is a predicted model, not a curated record. Gene Ontology annotation, molecular function: protein serine/threonine phosphatase activity; cation binding. Lineage: Eukaryota; Fungi; Ascomycota; Saccharomycetes; Saccharomycetales; Saccharomycetaceae.